Messenger RNA from Phytophthora sojae, 438 nucleotides. RefSeq lists its product as hypothetical. Lineage: Eukaryota; Oomycota; Peronosporomycetes; Peronosporales; Peronosporaceae. The transcript is spliced from 3 exons. The coding region runs from base 1 to 438 and encodes 145 amino acids. The record is from RefSeq and is a predicted model, not a curated record.
AUGCCCUGCGGCACUGCCACCAUGUUAUCAUUACUGGGUACAUCGAGACCAGCUUGCCAUUGUGCUCUUGAUCUAUCGCGCCAUCAUCACGAAUACUGGGAUAUGAGGGCUCAUGCUGCGUUCUGGGCCUUUGUUAGUGCAGAAGGUGCGACUACCGUGCUGAGCUGCUUAAUGAGUGACGUGGGCUGGCGCUUGACUGGAGACAGUAGAAGUACUGUCGUUGGUGCAAUUCGCGAGGCGGCGUUGGAGAUCGAAGCUACAUUGCCGCGGGCCAAGAAGAAAAACGUUUCUCUGAUCUCUUUAUAUCGCGGGACCGCCACCCAGUUAAAACGCAACUGUUUUCAGAUCUCGGCUGGUUCGACACAACCCCAAGUAGCCAAAAAGGAAAAUCGAAACGCCACCGAGCUCGUAGUAGCUCUAGUAGCUAGUGCCACUUAG